GCUGCACGCCGCAACCAAAUUCGGCGCGCUACGUACUCUACUGGCUCGGAUUCACUCCCGUCCCGGCCCUCUACUCCACUCCACCCACCGGAUUGCUAACUUGCUUCCUCCGUCCGCGGCCACCACUUUCUCCUCUCCUCCUCAGAGCAAGAUCAUUCAAGUAUAAUCCUGCCUCCUACUAGCUAUAAUGGCAGCAGCUGCAGCAUCAUCCGUGUCCCUCCCCGGGGCGAGGGCUCUCCCGACGUGGUCCAGCUCCGUGUCCGGCGACUCGCACUCGUUGGCGCUGAGCUCGUGGGCGGCGCGGCCUCGGUCGGCGCGGCCACUGCGGGCGCCGGCGAGGAUGGGCAACGUGAACGAGGGCAAGGGGAUCUUCGCACCGGUGGUGGUGGUGGUGCGCAACAUCGUUGGCCGCAAGCGCUUCAACCAGCUCAGGGGAAAGGCCAUCGCGCUGCACUCGCAGGUGAUCACCGAGUUCUGCAAGACCAUCGGCGCCGACGCCAAGCAGAGGCAGGGCUUGAUCCGCCUUGCCAAGAAGAACGGCGAGAAGCUCGGUUUCCUUGCCUGAUCGACAUGCCCUUCCUAAUUCCUACUAGCUCAUUUGAUUGGUGUGGAUUUCCUCUCUGAAUGAAUGAAUUUCCUGUAGCUAGCUAGCCAGCCGCGCCUUCCUCCCUGCGUAUAAAUGUGUCUUGUGCGUACGUAUACCUCCUCUUCUGACCUUCAAUUCCAUCCAUCCAUGCCAUGGCGGCAUGAACGAAUGAAUUAGUAGUAAGUAAUACGCGCAUGCAUGAACGAAUGAAUAAUAUACUAUAUAAUGCGUGUAUACAGACACUAGCGCUGGCUAGCAUGUAUGAUGAUCAUGAUGUAUAUGUAUGAGACUGAGACUGUAUGUAGCCAGUUAAGCGACAUCAUUGCCGUCAAGCUCCAA
Oryza sativa Japonica Group (Japanese rice) is the source of this 925-nucleotide messenger RNA. Its product is annotated as protein PROTON GRADIENT REGULATION 5, chloroplastic. Gene Ontology annotation, cellular component: chloroplast. Gene Ontology annotation, molecular function: electron transfer activity. Lineage: Eukaryota; Viridiplantae; Streptophyta; Magnoliopsida; Poales; Poaceae. Gene Ontology annotation, biological process: response to high light intensity; photosynthetic electron transport in photosystem I. The record is from RefSeq and is a predicted model, not a curated record.